Pollicipes pollicipes is the source of this 1464-nucleotide messenger RNA. RefSeq names its product translation initiation factor eIF-2B subunit epsilon. Lineage: Eukaryota; Metazoa; Arthropoda; Thecostraca; Pollicipedomorpha; Pollicipedidae. Gene Ontology annotation, cellular component: eukaryotic translation initiation factor 2B complex. The record is from RefSeq and is a predicted model, not a curated record. The coding region runs from base 214 to 1464 and encodes 416 amino acids. The transcript is spliced from 9 exons. Gene Ontology annotation, molecular function: translation initiation factor binding; translation initiation factor activity; guanyl-nucleotide exchange factor activity.
AAUGUGAUAGGAACCGUCCUUUGCAGGCGGCUGUUCUGCAAGCGCUAAUUAUUUACUGUGGUAGCCCCUGUGACCGAAGCUGAGGCGUUAUCGAUAAAUCGGUUUUGCUGUUUUUCCGUGUGGAAAUAGGCUUUGUUUUAACGUAUCACAGGCCAAAUUACACCCCGAUCAACGCAAGCGCACCACCAGGAAGCUCAAAUUUGUGUAUUAGACAUGUCGUCGAAGAAGAACCAAACAAAUGCGCUGAAGGCUGAAGAUGUUGUCCAGGCUGUGCUUUUGGCUGAUAAUUUUACAGAAAAUAUUGCACCUUAUUCUCUUAACUCACCACUGGGGUUGGUCCUGUUGGUGAAUGUGCCACUACUGGGCUAUGCCUUGGAGUAUCUGGAAGCAGUUGGGAUACAUGAGUGCUUCAUAUAUUUAUGCAAGUCUCCUGAUGAAGUUAAGAAAUAUAUCAGUGCAAGCCGCUGGCUGGAUGGUAGCAAUCCGAUGGUGAUACACAUCCAGACGGCGGAAGACUGCCUCUCUCUUGGUGAUGUCAUGAGAGACCUGGAUGCCAAGGCGCUCAUCCAGUCUGACUUUCUUCUCAUGUCAGUUGACUGCAUCACAAACGUUGACAUCGUGCCCAUCAUUAGGGAGCACAGCGCGCGCCGGAAGGCGGACGACCGGGGCUCGGUAAUGACGCUGCUGUACCGAGAGGCGUCGCCGCGCCACCCGGCCCGCCACUGGGACGCCCAAGUGCUGCUGGCGGCCGACCAAGAGACGGGCCGCGUGGUGCACCACCAGCGGCUGGCGGCCGGCCAGCGGGGCAAGGUCACACUCCCCCUGCACAUUUUCCAGGCGGCCAGCGCCGUGGAGGUGCGGUACGACCUGCUGGACCCGGGCAUCAGCAUCUGCUCGCCAAACGUGCCCCAGCUCUUCUCGGACAACUUUGACUUCCAGACGCGCGACCACUUCGUGAAGGGCAUCAUCGUUAACGAGGAGAUUCUGGGAAGCACCAUCUACUACAAGUGCCUGAGCGCGGACUACGCUGCCCAGAUCAGCGGUCUGAACGCGCUGGUGACGGUGACGCGGGACGUGAUGGACCGCUGGGCGUACCCGGUGGUUCCUGAGAACCGCGGCCACACCAGCCACAUCCGCUGCAUCCAGCGGAAUGUCUACAGGCACAGGACGGCCACCGUUGGCAGGGACAGUCGGCUGGAGGAGAGCGUGGCGCUGGCCGACGGCGUCAUUGUGGGACUCCGCUGCCGCCUGCUGCGAGCCGUCGUCGGGCCCGGUUGCCGGCUCGGCGACGACGUGGUGCUCGAGGACGCCGUGCUGGACGCCGGCUGCCGGCUGGGAGACCGGACUGUCGUCUGUGCCGUGCCGCGUGAGCUGGUGGGCGACAGUGGCCGCGGGUUCGUGUACGCGGCGGUGCCGUACCAGCAGUGCCGUCUGACCCGGUGCCGUACCGGCAGUGCCGCGUGA